CACGAUGUCGUUUGUUUACAGUUGCUAUGGUUACACUUCCACAACAGAAUAAUAAAUAGUGAUAGCUACAUUUAGCUACAAAGCAAGCUAGCUAGGUAGCUACCUCAAUUAUCUUGGUUUCACAAGAUAAAUUAGCGAUUUCAAACUACUAACUAGUCUGCAUUGUAAUGAAAAUAUAGUGACUGCAUUGGACGCUUCUGUUGAACAAAAAUCUAUUGGAAAAUGUUUACUGUAUAACUGGGUAGAGGAGGUGACUUUUUUCUUGGCAAAAGUUGUCUCAAUAUGAAAGCUGGUAGUGGUGUGCGUGUGUAUGUGUGAGAGAGAGCAAGAGAGAGUGAUGUAAGUUAGAGGUAGGCCUACAUGUGUAGCUAAGUUCAGGUGUAAUGUAUGCACUCACUAACUGUAAGUCGCUCUGGAUAAGAGCGUCUGCUAAAUGACUAAAAUGUAAAUGUAUAUGAGGCCUCGCAUGUUCUCCCUCCUGUUUUCUCAGUUAGAUAUGAGUGCCAUCAUUAAUAGGUCAUUAGUACAAGUCGCUCCUUUAACUAUUUACAAAUCAUUGAAAGCAACAACAUGUUGUCACACAAGGCACAGCUUUUUAUUAAUCUUUGGAAUUACAUUCAUUCAGCAGGCCACUGCAGUCCUUGACAAUGCGAGGCCCAGAGUGCACAUCCACAAAAAGGGACAUAAGGGGAUUCUCACUAUGGAUCUGUCAUCCAAAGGUCAAGGUGUCACCACAGUGAAUGCUGCUUUCACCCCUCCCAAGGGUCAUGGGGUGAGACAGAGGGGUAGGUACAGCAUAAGAACAUUGAACACCAAGAAACAUCCUACAUCCAGCCUCACCUUGAAUAGAUUUUUCCUGGAAUGAGUUUGAGAUUCAGUGGAUGCCACACAACGUUCAAACACACUGUGACCUUACUACUGUGCAAACUGUUCAGAAGCAUACUGUUGUGCUGUCUCACUGGCUGACUUGAUAAAAAUUCACUCAAACCUUUUAGAGUUCGGUGUGUUUUGCUCAUCUUUUAUUUGUUUUAUUUGUUCAGGCCUCAGGGGAGAACUUUUGGGAAAUGAUCUGCUCCAGAAAAUAAGGUAGGCCUAAUUUACCUACUUUUCAUUUCAUAACAGUUAUCAUAAUGUUAACACGUUCAAGCUUUCAAUAAUUUUUUUAGGAUGUGACUUGCUCGAGACGUGACACAACACUGUUCAAUCCAUGUCUUGAGCGGAAUUGGUAGGAGGAAAGUGAUGUAAUUUACAAGUCUUGGUUAGUUUUACAGUUCUAUGAAAACGUUCUGCUUUUUGAUUAGACUUUAUUAUCUGAUUUAACAUUUAUUUGCAUUGUAAUGUGGUUAAUAGAAUGUAUCCCCAACAAUGUGGUUAACAUCCCGAACAAGUGCUUUGAACAAAGGGAGGUAAGACGGUUAAAACUGGUUGUUGGAGGGGAGAGUCUCAACUCAUAGUCACUGACCUGUGCCAAACAAAACCACACAGUCACAAAACUGAACUAGACUUUUAAUGAACGCUCAAAGUUGAAUUCAAAGAACAUUAACAAGUCUCUAACUAGUUUAUUAUGACAAAAAAUAACAUCAAUUUGAAUAAGUAGCAUUAGUCAUAGAACCUUUAAUAGAUUCCAGACAGAAUAAUGAAUUACUGUUGUUUUCCGUGGCAAUAGGCCGCUGUAGGGAAACAGUAAGAGUAAAUGUCAACAUAUCAACACUUCUUGGAAGCUGCUCAAGGUGUGAAUUAAAUCUGGAUCUGUGGACACCAGUUAUGAAGAGAUAAGACAGGGAGUUUACACCACAAAUAAGUAUGUUAUGACAACCUGUAUGAAUAAUGUAGAAUAACAGUGUAACAAUGUUGUUAUUUUUGAUGCACAUGGUAAUGAAUGUAUUAUUAUGCAUAUUCAUGCCCUAAUCAUGUAAGCCUAAGCAUAACUAACCUUUAUCACUACAUAGACCUUACACACAGCAAUGCAGCUACUGAUUGAUUUAAAAAUAGUAAUCUAAAGUUGUUCAGCAAUGUGAAAAUGUGGAAAAACAAUGUCAGAGCAGCAGAGACAGAUAAGGAUAUUGCUGUAGGUUCUCAUGCUGAUAUGGCCCUCCUCCUCCUCCUCUAUCUCACAGUGAGCAGACGCAUGCAGAAUUUAACCCUGAGCCUCACAAAACAGAGUUCUGCUCCUCUACCAAAGAGGACUACAAAGUUGAAGGCUUUCAGCCUUCCCUGCCUUCAUCACUAAAGGUCUUCUAAAUAAUUUAUAUUCUAUGAACAUGAUUACAACAUACCAUUCUUUGUGAGACACCUUGUUUUGUGACUAGCCACCUUUAUAAUUUUCCUUUCUCUUGCACAUAUAAAACUGACAUCAGCAUUAUUCAACUCAUACUUCAACAGAAUGUUCAUUUCUAAUGCAUUCUUGGUUUGCUGUGAUUAGGAGCAUGACUACAAAAGCGAUCAGGCAAUUACCUUUUGGAGUGAGAAUCAUCAUCAGAUACAGGUUGGUCCGAUUAUUGCAUUACACCUCCAUUUACAUAACCCUCUCUACAUUAUCAUAAAUGGAGAGAGCACCAUGUUUUCACUAUUACUGGAUGGCUGCUUAACAUUAUAGUCAACACUAGACAAAAUGCCUUUGUUACAUUAAAUCAUCUUUAUUAUUUUCAAUUAUUAAGUCAGCUUUUGUGAGAUGUGCCAUUUACUCUGCUAUAGUAAAGUGACUUUGGCGUUAGUGGUCUGUCUGUAUUUGUGAAGCAUUUGUUGCUUGGCUAUUCUUCUUACAAAAUAGAAUACAAUACAUUGCUAGAAGAGACCCCCCACAUACCCAGACCUCAGUAAAACAUUACAUGAGCGUGUGAAGAAAGCAAUCAUUUUCAAAAGCAUUUUAUUUACCCUAUCAAGGACCAUAGCCUUAUAUUCUUAAGUAUUCUUAGGUUUGUACUCUUUGGGACCCACUCCUACCACUGUAUUUAAUCUCUGCUGCACAAUCUGUCUUUUAUUCUCGCAAUAAAACCAUCUUAUUAUUAUUGGACACCUGGCCCUUGAGUUUUAGUAUUUGAUGGCUGUUGAUAUGUAAGAUAUGAACCAAUGAAAAGGAUUUAGCAUAUGUUUGUAAUUUUUGUGUCAUAUUUGAUGACUAUUUACAAGCCUCCAUUUUGAAUGUGGUCUCAAGAAGGCCUUAAUAAUAAUAAUAAUAAUAUGUCAUUUAGCAGACGCUUUUAUCCAAAGCGACUUACAGUCAUCAAUAAGACAUCUUAUUAGAUUCUGCCAUUAGACUUUAAAGAGCACAGCUCGUACAGGGUACUGUCGAAUUCUGAAUGAGAUGCUGCAUCUCAUCCACUUUUUAACUCAGUUCAGUUAAUUUAAGCCUUAAACCAGCAGCAGAUACUGUAAUAAUAGCAUACCUGGCAUACAUUUCACUGUAGUCUGAUAAUACUCUAGUCUACACGAAAACAUUUUUAAACAACAGCAAGAAAACAUGAUGUCCUGUACCAUGUUUCUGCCGUGUCUCAGGGUGUGACAGCGGUGAGAACCACGGAUACCCCAUUCAAGAAGAACGCCACCUUCAGCACACCUAUCAGUGAACCCAUGGAUGACAAGCCUAUUCUGUACACACCUGAGAAUUAAGCUGUUACUCAUGUGAGCAUUGGACACAUCGUGCAUUUUAUGAACAGUGGUAUUAAAUGAUUUUCCAUAACAUGAAUAUUGCUCUGUUUAUUAUUUAAAUUAGGUCUAGUCUCUGCAC
Messenger RNA from Coregonus sp. 'balchen', 3727 nucleotides. The record is from the annotation of a GenBank genome assembly. NCBI's taxonomy places the organism in Eukaryota, Metazoa, Chordata, Actinopteri, Salmoniformes, Salmonidae.